UAGCGGCUUGAGAGAGAAUACGAGGGAGGAAGGGUGUCGAGAGAGAGGGAGGGAGAGGGCAGGCAGCAGUGUGGCAGAGGCAGCGUCGCCAGCAGCAGCGUAUCAGACAGUCACGCUUCGCACCGCACGGAUACAAGAUGACUCGGUUGAAUUUCAAGGGAAUGAUGGCUCCCACCUUCGCCCCAUUCAAGGCAGAUGGAAGCCUCAACCUGGAGAUGGUGAAGCCCUACGCAGCACACCUGAAGAAGCAAGGAGUGACUGGGGUGUGGGUGAACGGCUCUGUGGGGGAGGGCCUGUCGAUGACGGUGGCGGAGCGAAAGGCGGUGGCAGAGGCGUGGCUGGCCUGCCGAGAUGAUGUGCCCACUGUUAUCGUGCAUUGCGGGGCUGUGUGUCUUAAGGACGUGCAGGAGAUGGCUUGUCAUGCAGAGAGCCACGGGGCGAGUGCCGUGGCCGUGCUGCCCAAUGUGUACGAGCGCCCCGCCACCACCGAUCAGCUAGUGGACUACAUGCAGGAGGUGGCCAAAGCGUGUCCCCGCACCCCGCUCUUCUACUACCACAUCCCCAUGAAGACCUGUGUCAACUUGUCGAUGAGCGAGUUCCUGGCGAAGGGCGUGAAGCGUGUGCCCACCCUGGCCGGCAUCAAGUUCACGGACAUGGACGUGAGCGGCGAGGGGCGCAAGUGUCUGGCAGUGGACAGCUCCCUCACUAUCUUCAGUGGUUUUGACGAGUCCCUUCAGGAAGCUCUCAGCGUGGGCUUCACCGCAUGCGUCAACUCCAGCGGCAACUUCGUCCCUCAGCUCGGCUCUCGCAUCUUCUCCCUCAUGGCUGCCGGCGACGCUGACGGGGCUAAGAAGGUGCAGGACCAACUACUUGACUGCCUCGCCAUCAUCUUCGCGGAAAGCGGUGGGUUCAACGGAGCAGGCCUGAAGGCAGCGUGCACCAUCCUGACUGGGCUACAGCUGGGGCCUACUCGCCUCCCGGUGCAGAUGCUGACGCAGGACAGAAUGAACACUGUCAGGAAGAACCUUGGGAGCCGCGGCUUUAAGGUUUACUGAGAUAAUACACCCUGCCGGCGACGCUGAAGGAGGCGGAGUAGGAGGAGGAGGAGGAGGAGGAGGGCAUGGUGGUGGUGAAAAUUGAGUGGAUGAGAGAGAGAGAGAGAGAGAGAGAGAGAGAGAGAGAGAGAGAGAGAGAGAGAGAGAGAGAGAGAGUAAAGGAAUAAAAAGAAUCCAAGAUGAAAGAAAAAAAAAACUGAUAAAAUAGAAAAGGAGGAGAGUACAAGAGAAGAUGAAAAGGAACGAUAUAAAAGAAGAAAGCUAAGUACAAGAAGAAAACGAGAAAAGAAAGGAAGCAAAAAAAAUAUGGAAGAUAAAAAAAUAGAAGAUAAAGUAAUUAACAGAACCUGAAUGAAAUAAGAAAAUGAGGAAAUAUGAAAAACAGAGCAAGAGACAGACGAAAACAAGAAAAAAUAAAGAACAAGAACAAGAAAAGGAUGAACACAAACAAAACAAAAAAUACGAGGGAAUAAAUGCAGGAAGUGUAGAAAGAAGAGCGUAGCAUCAUAGGAACAUAACAGGAAAAGUAGGUGACUAAAAAGUUUUCCAGUAAAUAAUUGCCUACUAAAGUAGACGAAUCAACUAAGUAGUAAUACAAGUAGAAGGAAGAGACCAGUAUCAGUAAUAGUAGUAGUAGUAACAGUAGCAGUAGUAGUAGUUACUGUUGUUGUUGUAAUAGUAUGAGGAGGAAGAGAAAAAAAAAGGAGGAGGAGGGUAAUAAUGUAAUAGAGCAAGGAAUUGAAGAGAAGUAAAGCAGAUGAGUAUAAAUAGUAGGAGGAAAGAAUAUAAAAAGAGAAGGUCGAAUAGGGGAAUAGAAGAAGAGGAGAAGUAGGAGGGGGAAUAUGCAUAACAAAACCAAUCACCUCCAGAAUGUGACUGACACAACUUUAAUUAAUAUUCCUCCUUUCCAAACCUUUUUUUUUUUUUAACAUACGAUAUUAAGGAAGCUGUUAUUUUUAUUUUUUUUUUUUAAGAGUUUCAUCAUUCUAUUACUUUCUUUUCUAAGGAACCUUGGGAGCAGGUGAUGGUGACGUCAGGCCAGGUGGUGGUGACUGAUGUACCUAUGAUGACAAUUUUAUUUAUAUCAUCACUGUUUUCGUUUGUGAAAUACGGUUAUUUUGUUCUUUUAGGACUUGAAAUGUAGAGAGAGAGAGAGAGAGAGAGAGAGAGAGAGAGAGAGAGAGAGAGAGAGAGAGAGACUGAGCAUUAUCAAUUUAAAACCAUGUUACAAAGUUGUUAACCAUUAGUACGUAAAUAACGAGUGGGAAUGAUACCCUUCGUUCACUUGCCAUGUCAGCAGAAUACUUCAUAAAUUUAAUAUACGAGAUAAUAAAACUAUAUUCCUCCUC
Scylla paramamosain (green mud crab) is the source of this 2404-nucleotide messenger RNA. RefSeq names its product N-acetylneuraminate lyase-like. Bases 138 to 1055 code for a protein of 305 amino acids. NCBI's taxonomy places the organism in Eukaryota, Metazoa, Arthropoda, Malacostraca, Decapoda, Portunidae. The record is from RefSeq and is a predicted model, not a curated record. Gene Ontology annotation, biological process: N-acetylneuraminate catabolic process. Gene Ontology annotation, molecular function: N-acetylneuraminate lyase activity. The transcript has 9 exons.